Messenger RNA from Paramuricea clavata, 3787 nucleotides. The record is from the annotation of a GenBank genome assembly. Lineage: Eukaryota; Metazoa; Cnidaria; Anthozoa; Malacalcyonacea; Plexauridae.
GUUUACCUUGGAUGGAAACAUUUCAAGGAACAGGAGCAAGCUUACACACUUGUGCCUCUGGUCAAAGGAGGAGGAAGUCGAGUGGUAGCAAUGCCAUUAACUAGUUGUAAGACGGACAUAUACCAAACUUGUAAAAAUUUUUUUUUCCCUGAGGGGAAUUCUAUAUUUGGAAAUGAGGAUAAUAUGCUGUUUAGUCUGACUAACUUUAAAGGUGAGAAGGUUGAAGAAUCUAUUAAAGUUGGAAGAGAAUAUAUACCAUUUAACUUGUGUAACUACAUGGAAGCACACAAAAUUAGAACUGUUAGACUGUAUUUACAAUCCAGGAAGAUUGAUGGCAGUGAUGAUGACGAUGAUCUCUUAUCCAGUGCAUUUGAUCAUGACCUCAAUCAAGAAGGCUCACUGAUUGGCCCCUACCUUGAGAGGCAGUCUCUUGUGUCCCGUAAUCAAGAAAGCUCUCUGAUUAACUCCACCCUGGAUAUGCAGUCUCUUGUGUCCCCAAAUCAAGAAAGCUCACUGAUUGGCUCCACCCUCGAGAGGCAGUCUCUUGCAUCAGAACAAGACAAUUAAGGAGUAUCAAGAGUCGCUGAAAGCAGAUGAAAGAAAAGCUGCCUCACGUGAAAGAGAGAACGAAGAAUCAAAGCGCAAAAAGAGAAUUCAGAAUGCUAGAGCAGAUAGAGUGGUUCCCGAGCCUGAUGAUGAGUUUGUAACUGUCAAGGUCAGGCAUAUCACAAUGGGUUUGCAAUCUAGAAAGUUUCCAAAAACCUCUCGCAUGGCAGCUGUGUGUGACUGGGCUGGUUCCCUCAGCCCAGAUCCAGAGAACUUUACAAUCUAUCAUUUGCGGGUGGUGCAAAAACCAAGUGAAGAAUUAUCUGACAGGUGUACCUAUUUAAUGGUUGAAGAAGAGCAUGGAACCCCAGGACUGUUAGAAUCGGAUGAUGAAGUGCAGUUUUGGGGAUUUGGAACUGUUAGUAAAAACAAUAACGAGCCCCUGCCUGAGUAAGUAUUAAUGUAUCAUAGUUAUACCUGCAUGUAUUUUUAGUAAUCUGGCUUAAAAACAUAAAAAAGAACCGUGGUCAUGUUCGCGCCGAAUUAAAUUCAAGUAAAGUAUAUUUCAGAAUUUUUAAUUAAGCAGGCAGUAUAUUUCAAGACAUAUCACAUGAUUGUAUAUCUCCCGGCUUCACCAUUCAUAUAUACAGAUUACAGAAUGCAAUGCAUGGAUUGUAUUGAGAUCAGUCAAGCUAGCAACAUGAUUUUCUCGAUUUAGUAAAAUAUUGCUAUAAAUUUCAAGGUUGUUUUUGUACUGUGUAUAGUUUCAUGAUAAUGAAAUUUAUUUUCAAUAGCUUAGUGCACAAUAAAGUUAAAGUUUAUGUAAAUCAAGUAGAAUCUUUAUCACAUAUAAUUUAUUUUUGAGCAAUCUGAUUGGCCAAUGAAACAGGAAGUUAGCAACUUUUUAAGGAACUUAUAAAAUUGUUGAGGAAUUAACCUACAUGGCAGGCCCUCAGAGGAUUCCUCCCCCGUGCCCGCCAGAAUCCUGCCCGUUGCAAAUCAGGCCCCCAUAAUACUGAGGGCCUGCCACGCAGGCUAUUGAGGAAUUGUACAGAGGUGUUCCUUCAAGUUAGGAAAUGAAUUGGUCAACAUUUUUCGGAACGCUUCUAUUGGCACAAUCCAUAGAUAUCUUAUAUACACUAGAUAGCGCAUCUCUUUUAGUAAAAUUGAAGCCAAGAAUAUUCCAGCGGUUACCCCCAUUUGAAUAUAUGGCGGCCAUGUUGGUCGUUCCCACUUGCUAAGAAACGCUUAAAAACAACAAUAACUUUCAUCAUUUGAAUAGUUUAAAAAUGUAUUUGGAAUAGGGUUAACUUUAAUGUUUAAGUUCCCUGUUUAUGAAAUAGAAAACAUACCAAUCUUCUCAUUUCAUGGGAACGACCUGAGACUGCAAUCACGGCUUCAAUUUUUGAAUUGCAGAAUAAUUAGAUGCACUAUCUAGUGUAUGUAAGAUAUCUAUGGCACAAUCUCGUUCCCAGAGUAUGCCUGUUCGCGGGUUAAGUAGUGGCAUGAUUACAUAACCCGCGAACAGGCAUACUCUGGGAACGAGAUUGCUAUUGGCACGACUGUAAUGAGUUUUUGAAGUAUAAGGGUGAGCUACGUUUAGUAAGAUUCUUCUAUCCUAAUAGCUAGUGACUUUUAAAAUGGGAAGCGAGAUUGUUAAUAAUAAAGUGUUGAUGUAAUAAAACCAUGUUUAAUUUGGCGACUCAGGAGAUAUCAUUAAUUUUGCCUUAUUUUCACCGAUCACAGCCUCGCAAACUUUAGCCCUAUAUUUUAUAACUCCUUUGAUUUUCUAUUAAAAUUGCUUAAUUAAAGAGGUAGUGUUGAGCUUUGGUUUCAGCGUUUGUACUUGUUGCAUGUUUCAAACAUUAGAUGAAUCAGAGGAAGCAGUGGUAAGGGUAACAGGAAGGAAUUAACAACAUAUUUCUAAAGACAUUUUUAGUUUGAAUUACCCAGAGGAUGAAGAUGUACAGGAAGUGGACAGCUGCUUAGACCAUUAUUAUGCCUUCAUUCUGAACGAUAGUGAUUCAACUGCCCUUUGUUGUGAAGAACAGGACAGCAUCACAUUUAAUGGUGACAAUAAUGAGAUUUUUCGCGACUACAAAACAACAGCAGAAGACGUUCGUGCACAACCUGGUGUCCCAAAGAAAGAACUACGCGAACUUCUUGACGGUUUGGCAAAGGAAAUCGCCUACACAUCCAUAUCUAAAUUCAACAUUUCUCGAAGUUUUGUAUGGGAAGGAGCGGAAAGAGCACUAACGCGAAAGUCAUUUUGUGCAAAAAACAAGAUGUCUGUAAAAUUUACAGAUGACAUCGGCAACAGCGAGGGAGCCGUUGACUUGGGUGGACCUAUGAAGGAAUUCUUCACACUAGUUUUGCAGUGGAUGGUCACUUCCCAGUUAUUUUGUGGCCCUGAACAUCACAAAUACAUCUCUUUCCAAUCCACUUGCCUCGAAGGUAACGAUUAUUUUUUUGCUGGUACCCUCAUAGCAAUGUCCUUAGUGCAUGGUGGCGCUGGACCGCAGUGUUUUGCCCAUAACAUGUUUGAAGCUCUUCACCGCGUUCCUGACAAAGUUGCCAUUACAAUUGAAGAUGUGUAUGACAGGGAAUUACAGUCAUCACUUGAAAAGCUAAGUAAUUCGGUUAGUAAAGAAGAGGCGGUCCAAGUUAUGAAUGGUGUAAAGAAGAGGCGGUCCAAGUCACUUUGCAGGGCGUUCUUGAUCUUGCUGGGAUGCUUCAACCGACCCAGACAACAGACGACAUAAGGAAGAUUGCCGAAAUGACAGCAAAGUGGUUUGUCCUUGGACGUGCCCGACCAGCAUUGGAAAGUUUCCUAAAUGGUUUGUCAACGCUUGGGGUCCUUGAUGCACUCACACACAAUCCUGAUGUUUUUCGUCCAGCGUUUUGCUAUUAUCCCGAAAAGCUUACAGCUGAAAGCACUGAAAACCUGUUCCAGGUGUUCCAAAGUCCAGUUGGAUCAAACAAAGCAGUAACAGAAAGCUUGGUUCUAUCACGAUGGCAUGAUUAUCUACAGGAUAUUGAAGAAGGUGAAGAUUCCCUUACCUUCAAUGACAUUUUGUUCUUUUCAACAGCAUGUAAAGUCCUUCCCGCUCGGAAGAUUUAUCCCACCAUUCAAUUUCUACAUCAUCCUGAAGCAUGUGGUGAAAAGUCGAGGUUCCCCAAGGCAAACACAUGCUCAAAUAUAUUAUAUCUUCCUGUAGUGCACACUACAUAUGAAGCCUGA